AUGCCGCCCAAGGAUGACAAGAAGAAAGAUGCCGGAAAGUCGGCCAAAAAAGACAACGACCCAGUAAAUAAGUCCGGUGGCAAGGCCAAAAAGAAGUGGCUCAAAGGCAAAGUUCGGCACAAGCUCAACAAUCUAGUCCUGCUUGACAAGGCUACAUACGACAAACUCUGUAAGGAAGUGCCCAACUAUAAACUUAUUACUCCAGCCGUGGUCUCUGAGAAACUGAAGAUUCGCGGUUCCUUGGCCAGGGCAGCUCUUCAGGAGCUGCUUAGUAAAAGGCUUAUCAAGCUGGUCUCAAAGCACAGAGCCCAGGUAAUUUACAGCAGAAACACAAAGGGUGGAGAUGCCCCAGCUGAUGGUGAAGAUGCUUGA
Messenger RNA from Alexandromys fortis (reed vole), 372 nucleotides. RefSeq names its product 40S ribosomal protein S25-like. Gene Ontology annotation, cellular component: cytosolic small ribosomal subunit. The transcript has a single exon. Gene Ontology annotation, molecular function: structural constituent of ribosome. The record is from RefSeq and is a predicted model, not a curated record. NCBI's taxonomy places the organism in Eukaryota, Metazoa, Chordata, Mammalia, Rodentia, Cricetidae. Bases 1 to 372 code for a protein of 123 amino acids.